This is a messenger RNA of Cheilinus undulatus (humphead wrasse), 3773 nucleotides long. It is a transcript of the gene cebpa, whose product is annotated as CCAAT enhancer binding protein alpha. The transcript has a single exon. Lineage: Eukaryota; Metazoa; Chordata; Actinopteri; Labriformes; Labridae. Gene Ontology annotation, biological process: DNA-templated transcription; regulation of transcription by RNA polymerase II; myeloid cell differentiation. Bases 179 to 1093 code for a protein of 304 amino acids. Gene Ontology annotation, molecular function: DNA-binding transcription factor activity, RNA polymerase II-specific; RNA polymerase II cis-regulatory region sequence-specific DNA binding. The record is from RefSeq and is a predicted model, not a curated record.
UCAUUGAGCCUGCAGCCCUCCCUCUCUCCUCUCUGCCCUGUGUUAGAAAUAAGAACCUCUUCCACUCUGUCAGAGCUCCAGCAGAGGAAGUCUGAGCCUGUCUGCGGGUUUAUGACCCGAGGACCUCACACACCAUCUGACUUUAUCCAAACUGGAUUCCCGGAGCUCCUCGCCAUGCAUGCCCGGGUUUAGAUUCUCCAUGGAGCUCUCUAACCUGUACGAGGUCGCGCCACGGCCCCUCAUGAGCAGCCUGACUCACGGCCAGCAGCCCCCCUCCGGCUAUAGAGACCCGGCAGACCUCGGUGGUGAGAUUGGAGACAACGAGACCUCCAUCGACCUGAGCGCUUACAUCGACCCUGCAGCUUUUAACGACGACUUCCUGGCAGACCUGUUCCACCACAGCUCCCGGCAGGACAAGCUUAAGAUCAUGAACGGAGAGUACGACUCUUUGCCGUGUGGCCCGGGACCCCAGCAGCUCUACAUGUCCAACUACAUGGACUCCAAGCUGGAGCCACUUUACGAGCACAACCCACAGCGCAUCAGACCUGUGGCCAUCAAACAGGAGCCCCGGGACGACGAGGAUCUGAAUCCGGGCAUGCCUCCCAACUACCACCUCCCACAUUCCCAGCAGUACUCCCAGCACGCGCAGCAGCAGCAGCCGCACCUUCAGUACCAGAUAGCGCAUUGCGCGCAGACGACCAUGCACCUCCAGCCGGGACACCCGACCCCUCCGCCGACCCCGGUGCCCAGCCCGCACCAGCACCAUCAUCAUCACCAGCACCCUCACCAGCACCCGCAGCAGGGUGCCAUGAAGCUGCUGGAGCACCAGCGGGCAGGCAGCAAAUCCAAGAAGCACGUCGACAAAAACAGCCCUGAGUACCGGCUGAGGCGAGAGCGCAACAAUGUGGCCGUGCGUAAAAGCAGGGACAAGGCAAAGAUGCGCAACAUGGAGACGCAGCAGAAGGUGGUGGAGCUCACCACCGACAACGACAGACUGAGGCGGAGGGUGGAGCAUCUGACCCGCGAGCUGGACACGUUACGGGGCAUCUUCAGACAACUGCCGGAUGGAUCGUUCAAGCCCAUGGGCAGCUGAGAGAUUACUGUGCCGGACUGCAUGGAGCAGACUGGAGGUACACUGCUGGAUUUAAACCCACACUCACGCGUGUGCUCUGUGGGACUGAGAGCUGAGAGGAGAGACAGGCAGCUGAAAAAAACAUCAGUUUGACUUCCAUGGAGUCUGAAACGCCAAUUUCUCUUCAAAUUAACCACUGCAGUUGUAAGAAAUAAGAACUCUCCGGACAGGAAUAUUCCAGAAAAAGUGUCAGAUUACAUAACUGGACAGAAAGUGGCGCCUGAUUCUGGAACGUACUUUAAAUUAGUGGUUCUCAACUGGUGGGUCUGAACCCCAAAUCGGUCAUGGAGAUGUUUUGAGUGGGUCAUAAAUUGUGCGUAAAAAUGUGGCAAAGAGUCUAAGAAUUUUAUAAAACUCAGAUGUGCAGUGAUGAGUAAGUUUGGGGUGUUUUCUUGAGAUCUUGACUUUUUAAUCUCUUAUUUUGGGAUAACAAAUCUGAUUCUCCAAUGAUAAUGUUUUUAUUUCUCAAGAUCUCUAGAGGACAAACCAAAUGUGUGUGCUAUGCUGGCAAACAGGUGAAAAUACUUUUGUAAAUUUAUGCAUGGAUUUCCUCCCAGGACUUCUUCAAUGAUGCAUUUUUAAACAUUUAUGUUUUUUCCUGUCUCUUCAAUCAAAUAUUUUGUUCCAUCUAAGGUCCAAAUUGCAGCAAUUUUCAUUAAAUAAGUCUGAGUGGUUAAAUCUGGGGAAAUCUGGGUUCUCAUUAAAGGGGUGGUGGUGGGUCCUGAGGCGAGAUCAGCUGAGAACCACUGUGUGAAACCUCUGUGAGAAUUUAUAUUUAUAAACAAGAACUCUCUGGAGCCACAGACAGUUUCUCCUUUUUCAAGAACAUUCCAGAAAAAAAGUGUCAGAUCAUAAAACUGGACAGAAAGUGACGCCUGAUGCUGAAACAUCCUGUAAACAUUAAACUGGACACUUCAUGUCACCUUCACAUCCUUGGAGAAAAUCAGACUUUUGUGGACUUUGUAAAAGAUGAGCUGACUUGUUGAGACUUGUGUAUUACCUUCUUUUUUUGCCGUGUUCAUGUGCCUUUGAAAACUUUGGUGCAAAAGCCGAUAAGCUCGUUCUCCUGCCGAUCCACACAACAGAGGACUGGUUGUUUCUGUGCCUUAUUCCCAUACAGACUGUGUGCACCACACACUCUACUCACAUAUCAGUGCAGCUAAGGUAGGGCACGGUGGAGAUGAUCCAGAAUCAGCCUGUUGUGCAUGCAGUUGUUAUGUUUUGUACAUCUCCAUAUCCUCUCCUUGUGUGACUUUAUAGAGCUAUGAAAUGCAAAGUGCACGCUGCUUGCAUAUAGGCUUAACUGUGUACGUUUAUGGAUUUAUGUUUGUUUUCUUCUGUUGUUCCUCAUGGAUGAGCGUUGGUAGUAUAUACAGAUCUGUUUGAUGGUAUGUAAAAGGAUGGAGACACAUGAUAAUGUUAAGGCAGAGUGUUAGCUGUGCAGCUGUCUUAUCCAAAUUUCAACAAACAAGACUUAAAGUUCUUGAGGAUGCUUGCCUCUCCUCCAAAAGGUUUCAAUCUUUAGUUCAGUUCUCAGAGCGGAUGGAGGAGAGGUGAAACAUCCUGGAGAACCUAACCCAGUCCAGUUACCUGCAGAAUGAAUGAGAGCCUGCAGAGACAUUUGUGCAGCAAUCUUUAAGAGACAAAAAAACCCAUCAAAUUGAAAGAAAACAUCCAGUAAAAGUCAUCUCAAUAUUCAGCCAACUUUGGUUAAAAGUUUGAGCUGCCCUAAGAUCUUCAAACUUUCAUUUUAUUCCCAUGCACAAGGAGUAAAAGCUGUUCAGCCGUAUAAAUCUUGCAGAGUUUACAAAAUGCAUCUCAACUUUUGAGUUGUGACAUUAAUUGCAUCAUCCUUCCUGCUCAGAACAAGGCAGCUUUUCUCUGUCUGUUCCCUGAAAUAUUAGCAGAGAAUUUGUGCUUUUAAUUUUAUAUAAAGAUAAUUUAUCCACUAGAGUUGCAUCUGGUGAUGAAAUGCCAAAGUGAAUAAUGAUUAUAGUAGUAAUAAUAAAACAUACUCAAAAGCAAUGACUGGAAUGAAAACUGUGGUACCUUCAGCUUUACGUCACCAUCCAGUGAAAAGCAAACAUCUCCAGACCUGCUGCUUCAUCUCCAGAUGAUUUGGAUGGAGAAAAAAAUCAGCAAAGGCUUUAAUCUGAAAUCCUGCAGACUUGUAGAUGUUUGUUUUAAGAGGACUGUGACGGUUAGAGCAGAUUUCUUCUUGUAUGCACUAUUAAUAAUCAAAUGAAGCACAGAGCUGUACAGAAAAACCUUCAUGUGUUGCUGAUUUAAAAACAAAAACAAUGUGAAAAGGGUUUCUAUGCAACAUGUCUCUUCCACACACCACACACACCCCGACACACAUACACACCCACACACACACAGUGCCUUCUGAUCCUCUGAGAUGACCUUGGACCUCUAGCUGAUCCACUUGUCAUCGCUCCGUAGAGAAAAACAUUGAAAGGUGAUGAUUUGUGUCAGCGAGGAAAAAGGAAGCACUUUUUUUUUACAAAGUGAUGUAAACCAAUGUUUGUCUCAAAGUUAAUGUCUCAAUUGUAAAAUAAGCCUAAAUAUGAAAAUAUAAAUAUAAAUAUAUAUAUAAAAUGCCAAAAAAUCUGAAUAUUAUAAUAAAAGAGCUUGUUUU